AUGGCCAGCCCGCCCGCACAGCCCACGGUGGCUGACGCCGUACGGCUCAUGGAUGCGCUCCGCACGCCGUCGGGGACCGCACCCCGAUCCACGCACAAGAUCACGCUCGCUGCAACGGAGGGCUUUAAUCACAGCACUGCUACAGCUCCGGCUACCGGCGGUCCUGCUGACGCGACACGGCAGUCGACGACGCCCGGCAAUGGGAGGAUCCCGAACCUGCCGGCUGAAAUCAUCUUUCAGAUCGGCACGCACCUCGCCCCCUCGCGCACGCCAACCACAAGCUCGCUGCCCUGCGCGCAUAUAGAUGCGCUCUCUUGCACGUCUACGACGGGUCUGGGGCUAUCGGCGCUGCAUUCGCUUGCAUCUGCAUCGCGCAGCUUCCACAACACACUUGUACCGCUCAUCUGGCACACACUCACCAUCCGCACGCCGCAAUCCCUUCCACGUCUCUCCACCUUACUGGCCAGUUACGAUACGAUGUCGCUUCGCUCCCUCGGCGAAGAAGGGGGGUUGAGGCAUCCGCUGGGACACAUUCGCAGCAUCGUGGUGGCGGUGCCGGACAAGUACGCCGAGCUGGACCAGACGUACCUGCUGGCGCUCCUGCGUGCGAUGGAUUUACCGCGUACGGGGCAGGUGGAGCAUCUGGCGUGGUCGGCCGAAUGCGCACCCAGUCCAGCGCUCUGGCCGUUGCUCGCAAAGUCGCUGCGCAGUCUCGAGGUGGACGGGCGCAUGUUUUACCAAGGCCAUAGCGGGUGGGCGGCCCUCAAGAGGUUGGAGGUGCUCAAGAUGACGGGGUACGAUAGCACGUUGCUGCCAAGGGGGGCCGUGGAGGUGAUGAGAGCAAGAGCGCGUACCACUCUACAGGAUGAGGUUUGCGAGGUUCCUAAAGCAAGGCCGGUGGAGCGAGGACCGCGUCGAGUAGCUCAGCAUCUGUAUCUCGACCCGUGCCCAACUCAGGACUGGGAGUCUGAACCUGUUCCAGCGCAGAUGGGGAUGAGGCGGUUGCGGCAUCUGAGUCUCUCCUCAUCCAAAACGUCGCUCCUCCACCAAGCAUCGCUCAUCUCCGCAGGCUGCUUCACCGGCCUCACCUGUCUAGACCUCUACGCCGUCACACCGGAGCCACCACUCUCCCUCGCCAUCCUUUCCGCCGGUGCGACACUAACGCACCUCCGACUAGUGCUCGACAUCAGUGGAGCUUUCGGCCACUUUGACACGCUCUGGCGCACGCUCACCGCCCAACUCCCACACCUGCUCACGCUCGAGAUCGAUCCCAUGCCGCAGCAAAACACCGCGCCCAGUUUCGGCGGCUUCGUCGAAUCCUGCCCUCGCUUGCGGCGCAUCAACGGCCGCAGCGUAGACGCCUUCCCGCCGUGUUUCGGCGACUUUGACCCCACACAUCCCUCGGGAGCUCUUCCAUACUAG
Molecule: messenger RNA, 1422 nt
Organism: Moesziomyces antarcticus
Lineage: Eukaryota; Fungi; Basidiomycota; Ustilaginomycetes; Ustilaginales; Ustilaginaceae
Exons: 1
Coding region: 1-1422 (473 amino acids)
Source: RefSeq, a predicted model, not a curated record